AUGUCGGCAUCAGUAAACCGCGCCUGGUGGAAAGAGUCCUCUGUCUACCAAAUCUGGCCCGCCUCCUACAAAGACUCCAACAAUGAUGGCAUCGGCGACAUCCCCGGCAUCAUCUCCAAACUUGAUUAUAUCAAAGGCCUCGGGGUGGACAUAAUCUGGCUCUCCCCGUCGUACAAAUCGCCGCAGGUAGAUAUGGGCUACGAUAUUUCGGACUACUACAGCAUUCAUCCACCGUACGGCACGGUUGAAGAUGUGGAAAAGCUGAUUAGUAGCGCGUGGAAAUACGACGACUUGACGGGAGAGUACUACCUCCAUCUCUACGCCGAGGAGCAGCCAGACCUCAACUGGGAGCAUCCGCCAGUCCGCAAAGCCGUGCAUGAUAUUAUACGGUUCUGGCUUGAUAAGGGCUGCGACGGUUUCCGUAUGGACGUUAUCAACUUUAUCAGCAAGAACCAAGAAUUUCCAGACGGACCAGUCACAAACCCUGAUACUCCAUGGCAAUGGGGGUAUAGUCACUACGCCAAUGGUCCGCGAUUACACGAGUACCUGCAAGAAAUUGGCAAGAUUCUACAGGAGUAUGAUGCUUUCAGCGUAGGCGAAAUGCCAUUUGCGACUACCCUCGAAGAUGUUCUCAAGGCGGUCCGCUUCGACCGAAAAGAGAUCAACAUGAUUUUUGACUUUGAGCAUGUCGACGUUGACCAUGGUAAACUCGACAAGUUUGGGUCUGGAAGCUGGAAGCUGACCGAUCUUAAACGCAUGUUUAAUAAAUGGCAGACAUUCAUGUAUGAGAAUGAAGGGUGGAAUGCGCUGUACUGGGAAAAUCACGACCAGCCACGGUCUAUCGAUCGGUAUACCGGUGCCAGUGCCGAGCACUCGGUGAUUGCAGGCAAGAUGUUGGCUACAUGUCUUGCGUUGAUGGCGGGAACGCCGUUCAUAUACCAGGGACAGGAGUUGGGCAUGCGGAAUGUGCCGAUUGAGUGGCCGAUUGAAGAGUAUCAGGAUAUUGAUUGUUUGAAUCAUUGGAAGAGACAUCUGGAAACAGACCAUGACAACGUCGAAGCCCUCACCAGCUACCGCAAAGAAUACCAGAAAAAAUCUCGCGACAACGCCCGCACACCGGUGCAAUGGACCGCAGGUCCAAACGCAGGUUUUAGUGACGUCAAACCCUGGAUGAGCGUCAACCCGAACUACACGCAAAUCAACGCCGAGAAUCAGGUGUCGGACCCUACCUCCCUGUACAACUACUGGCGCUCGGUGCUGAGUCUACGCAAAAAGUAUCUCGACAUCUUCGUCUAUGGAGAUUUUGUGUUGGUUGAUCGCGAUAACGAGAAUCUGUUCGCUUAUACUCGACAAUUCGAGGAUCAAAAGGCGUUGGUGGUUUGCAAUUUUACGGAUCGGACGGUUGAAUGGGAUUCAGCUGAGAAUUUGGUAGGAGAAGUGAAGGAGGUAUUGUUGAACAACUACGGGGUGGGUGAGAAGUUUAGAGGGGAGUUGCGGCCGUAUGAGGCUAUUGUGUUGUUGGUUGCUUGA
Molecule: messenger RNA, 1530 nt
Organism: Talaromyces amestolkiae
Lineage: Eukaryota; Fungi; Ascomycota; Eurotiomycetes; Eurotiales; Trichocomaceae
Exons: 3
Coding region: 1-1530 (509 amino acids)
Biological process (GO): oligosaccharide catabolic process
Molecular function (GO): alpha-amylase activity
Source: RefSeq, a predicted model, not a curated record